Triplophysa rosa is the source of this 2945-nucleotide messenger RNA. It is a transcript of the gene eya4, whose product is annotated as EYA transcriptional coactivator and phosphatase 4. Gene Ontology annotation, biological process: multicellular organism development; positive regulation of DNA repair; cell differentiation. The record is from RefSeq and is a predicted model, not a curated record. Bases 441 to 2345 code for a protein of 634 amino acids. Gene Ontology annotation, molecular function: protein tyrosine phosphatase activity. Gene Ontology annotation, cellular component: nucleus. NCBI's taxonomy places the organism in Eukaryota, Metazoa, Chordata, Actinopteri, Cypriniformes, Nemacheilidae. The transcript is spliced from 20 exons.
GCGCUCUCGCUCCGUCGCUGUGGAGAACUUUAAUAAUGAAGUAGACCACGGAGUGCGCGUGUACUCGAGUUAACUUCAGGGGCGUAAAUUAACCGAAAACAUUAACUCGUGGUAUCUGCACGGCCGAGGCAAGGAAGCGCUCCACGGGGUUUGGGUUAUAGCGUCGGUCUGUUGGAGCGUUCCGCUCCGUUGCGAACAGUGAAGCUCUCAUGAACUUAGGUAGGACUUCACCGUCAGCCUCACUGACAGCGCGUGCACUGUCUGGCGCGAGCUGUUCCUCGCGCCACAAUCAGCUCGAGCACUUGAAUAUUUUUGGAUGAGCAUGUCAACACAGCGAAUGCAGCGACGCGCACGUACCUUCUAAAGAGUUUGGAAAUCUUAGGACUGCAUAACUCCUAAAAGUGUCUGGACUGUACUUGGGAAAACUGGAAGUUCAACUGAUGGAGAAUUCACAGGAGCUGAAUGACCAGAUUCUGAAGAAAUCUACCGCUGAUUCGCACGCUCCAGACCCAGUAGACCACAGGGCCUUGGAGAUGCAGGAACUAACAGAUCCACAGCACUCCGUGAACAGUGGCACCGACUGCACCUCCAAACUGGAUAAGAGCAUCCUCAGCAACCACAUCACAACCAAUGGAACAGGAGGAGAGAACUUGACUAUUCUAAACACAGCUGAUUGGCUGCUGGGCUGCAGUACUCCGCCCACUGCCCCAAGUAUGAAGAACGAUGUUAAAUCUGAGCCCCUGAACAGCAGCGAGGCUGUGAGCUCAGCGGGAGACACUGUGCUGGACUCUUACACUGGGUCAGUUAUAAGCAGCAGUGGAUUCAGCCCUCGGCCGGCUCACCAGUAUUCACCUCCUCUCUACCCCUCAAAGCCUUACCCUCACAUCCUGUCCACUCCCGUGGCUCCUCCCAUGUCGGCCUACACCGGUCAAUCACAGUUCAGUAGCAUGCAGCAGUCGACAGUUUACACGCCGUACUCUCAAACUACUCCGCCUUACAGCCUCUCCACCUAUGAUUUGGGGGUGAUGUUGCCAGGCAUAAAGACAGAGACACAGUCAGCCCUCCAAUCAGGGCUCAGCUAUAGCCCUGGAUUUACCACCCCUCAGCCGGGACAGACUGCCUACUCACCCUAUCAGAUGCCUGCAGGGUCUGGUUUCACAACCUCUCCUGGUCUCUACACAUCCAACAACUCCAACCCCGGCAACUUCACCACACAACAGCAGGAAUAUCCCUCCUACACAGCAUUUGGCCAGAAUCAAUAUGCUCAGUAUUACUCCACAUCCUCCUACGGUUCCUACAUGACAUCUAACAGCUCAUUGGAUGGCACAAGUUCAGUCUCCACCUAUCAGCUGCAAGACUCCACCCCCAUUAUGACAGGGCAAGACCUGAAUCCAGGUGAGUUCGAGGCGGGACAGAGCCCGUCUACGCCUGUUAAAGAGAUGGAAGACAGGGCGUGUCGAGGGGGUGCGGCUAAAGCGAGAGGGCGGGGCAGAAAGAACAACCCCUCGCCACCACCUGACAGUGAUCUUGAGAGGGUGUUUGUUUGGGAUCUGGAUGAGACGAUCAUUGUGUUUCACUCGCUCCUCACAGGCUCUUAUGCACAGAAAUACGGCAAGGACCCUCCUAUGGCUGUGACCCUCGGUUUGAGAAUGGAGGAGAUGAUAUUUAAUCUCGCUGAUACUCAUUUAUUUUUUAAUGAUUUAGAGGAAUGUGACCAGGUGCACAUUGAUGACGCCUCAUCUGAUGAUAAUGGCCAGGAUCUUAGUACUUACAGUUUUGCCACUGAUGGCUUCCAUGCAGCUGCAACAAGUGCAAGUCUGUGCCUAGCAACAGGAGUUAGGGGCGGAGUCGACUGGAUGAGGAAGUUAGCCUUCCGAUACAGAAGAGUGAAGGAGAUGUACUGCACAUACAAAAACAAUGUUGGCGGGUUGCUGGGGCCGGCUAAGAGGGAGGCGUGGCUUCAGCUACGAGCGGAGGUGGAGGCUCUCACAGACUCCUGGCUAACCACUGCGCUCAAGUCCCUGUCGAUCAUCAGCUCCAGGAGUAACUGCGUUAACGUCUUGGUGACAACGACACAGUUAAUACCCGCAUUUGCUAAAGUGUUGUUGUAUAGCCUGGGCUCUGUCUUUCCUGUUGAAAACAUUUACAGCGCAACCAAAAUAGGUAAAGAGAGCUGUUUUGAACGUAUAGUAUCCAGGUUUGGCACUAACGUUACGUAUGUUGUGAUUGGCGAUGGGCGAGAUGAGGAGCAUGCAGCCAGCCAGCACAACAUGCCCUUCUGGAGAAUAUCAAGCCACUCUGACCUGCUUGCCCUCCACCAAGCACUGGAGUUUGAGUACCUGUAACACUCAACACCUGUAUCAUAGGCCCUUUUUUGUACAACUAUUUAAGAAUAAGAGUACACUGCAGUCUCUUUUUAAGCUGUCGUUGUUGUUGUCUUUUUAUUUUUGAGAGAACUCUGGCUUUUGAGAUAAUUCUGCACUGUCUUAAGACGACUAGGACAGACUGGGAAAAUGGAAUUGUAAUGGUCAAACCAGGCUUGUAAAGAGCUAACUAAGGUCUUACGUCACACACUGCAUUUCAUGUCUGAAUGAGGGGAGUGGAGUAUGCAUUUUGUUCAGGUGAACAGAAUACUUUCGACUGCAAACAGCAUAUACACUCACUCUUCUGCAGGAACAUUUUAUUUGUCUAUACGAUAGACUUCGUCUUCAUCUCCACAAAUGAAGCCCUGUACUCGAAACAAGGAUCAUUUAGAUUAGAUUCAUAACUCAUGUAAAUUAUUUUACAACUAGCUUAAACACUUAAUGCUGUGUGUUUUCACAUGGCAUUGUUUUGAUUGUCUUUUUUGUAAUUUUUGGGCAAAAAGAGUCUGUAUAAUUUGUUGUGCCUUAUAAAGUUGUGUGUCAGUUUUUAUUUUGAGAAUAUAGAUAAAAAUGUAAACUUGA